This is a messenger RNA of Penicillium paradoxum, 552 nucleotides long. Its product is annotated as putative IgE binding protein. Bases 1 to 552 code for a protein of 183 amino acids. NCBI's taxonomy places the organism in Eukaryota, Fungi, Ascomycota, Eurotiomycetes, Eurotiales, Aspergillaceae. The transcript has a single exon. The record is from RefSeq and is a predicted model, not a curated record.
AUGGCCAUCCGUUCCGGCUCACCCAUCCACUACGCAUCUCUGAAUGCCGCAGGACAGAAGUUCUGGCUCGGCGGCGAAACCGCCUCCUACUGCCCCAGCCAGGUCCCCAACUGCCCACCCGGUAAUCAGACCGUCUUCGCUCCCGGAGGUACCUCUCUAGUAAGUAACAUACACAACUAUCGCCCUACGGGCACACUCUGCAAGACCCAAGUCUCUAACAAUACCCAGGACGUCGUGGUCCCCGGUGGCCAGCAGGUCUACGUUGACCCCAACGGAGCGCUUAGCUUCACGCAGGCCCACUCCGCCAACAUCCCCCAGGGCUCAUCGCUUGGUCCCUUCAAGUACAGCGCCGACGAGCCUUGGGCCCACUACUCGUUCGCUGGCUGGGGCGCCAGUGGCUUCAUGGCUUGCCCUGCCGAUGAUAACCGCUGGCAGGUGUUUGCUGCCUUGGACAAUGCCACUGUCCCCCACGGCAAUGUGGAUGAGUGUCUUGGAUUCUCGGCUGUGGCUUUGACUUACACUGGAGAGGCUCCUGCUUGGCAGUAUAUUUAG